Xyrauchen texanus (razorback sucker) is the source of this 4913-nucleotide messenger RNA. Its product is annotated as GRB10-interacting GYF protein 2-like. Gene Ontology annotation, biological process: insulin-like growth factor receptor signaling pathway. The transcript is spliced from 29 exons. Lineage: Eukaryota; Metazoa; Chordata; Actinopteri; Cypriniformes; Catostomidae. Gene Ontology annotation, molecular function: protein binding. Gene Ontology annotation, cellular component: perikaryon; proximal dendrite; vesicle. The record is from RefSeq and is a predicted model, not a curated record. Bases 120 to 4130 code for a protein of 1336 amino acids.
UUUCAGCAUACGUUUGAUGUCAUGUGACUCAUCUUCAGCCAUCUUGUGGAUACGAGACGAGAGACGCCACUCGCACACAAACUCAGCGCUGUCAGUAAAAGCAGAGACUUUAAAGGAAAAUGGCAGAAACCCAGACACUUAACUUCGGUCCAGAAUGGCUCCGUGCCCUGUCUGGUGGAGUAGGUAGCAGCAGUGUGGCCUCCCCUCCACUUUCACCUGCAUUGCCAAAGUAUAAACUCGCAGACUACCGUUACGGGCGAGAAGAGAUGCUUGCACUUUAUGUUAAGGAUAAUGGGAUUCCGGUAGAUCUUCACGAUAAGGAAUUUCUACCUAUUUUACAAGAGGAGCCCCUGCCACCAUUGGCGUUAGUCCCUUUUACAGAGGAAGAACAGAGAAAUUUCUCCAUGUCUGUAAACAGUGCAGCAGUUCUCCGUUUGACUGGAAGGGGAGGGGGGACGCUAGCAGGGGCACCCAGAGGCCGUUGUUCCUCACGGGGUCGAGGGAGGGGAAGAGGAGAUGGUGGGUUUUACCAAAGAAGUUUUGAUGAUGUGGAAGGAGGUUUUGGCCGCGGAGUGAGAGAGAUGCAUCGCUCCCAGAGCUGGGAGGAGAGGGGAGACAGAAGGUUUGAAAAGCCAGGACGAAAAGAUCCAGAUGGAGCACCAGCCCAAUUUCCACUCAAUCACAUAAGGGCAAACUACGAGGAUGCUGGUGCAGGCAAUGCUCGAAAGCACGAGAUCAUACGCUCAGGGAGUGACAACUGGCGUGUGUCUCGAGAGGAGCAGAAUGGAGAGGAUGAUGACGUGGGCUGGAAGCUAGCGGGGUCUCGUCGGGAUAAUGAACGAUGGUGCCCCCCAAGUCCAGAUGGCCAGCGAUCAACAGGGUGGCGGGAACACCCAGAGCAACGGCGGCGCUUCCCGUUCGAUGCAAGGGAUGAGGAGCGUGCCGGUUACCGCAGACCUCGAUCGGGCACCGGGAGUGUAGAGGAGGAGAGAGACAGCUUGCCAGAAUGGUGUCUCGAAGAUGCAGAAGAGGAGACGGGUACAUUUGACUCCUCUGGGGCCUUCCUCUCACUUAAGGUGAGAAUAUUGGAAAAAGCUCCUAAGGAGCCAAUCCUGGAAGAGGCGGAGCUGGACUUCCGGCCACUGGAGGAGAAUGGAGAAUACACAGAAAAGGACGACAGUGAUUUAGAACAAACCAAAGAUACUGACAAAGACGCAAGACGCAAUGGUGAGAGAAAUGAAGAAGGCAGUGUAUCGGAAGAGGCAUCACCGGUAGCUAUACCAUUGACAAAAAUGGUAACACCUCCCAAGCCUGUGACCCCAGCACGCCUUCCAAUAGUGCAGCCAGAGCAAGCUGAAGAAAGUGAGAGACCGUUGCAGAAAGUCGUUCCAGAACACCGACCUGAACCCAGUAAAGCGCCACUACACACAACCUUACCUGACAGGCUAGUGGAGGCCAUUUCCAUACCACAUGUUGCAAACACACUCCCAGAUCUUCCAGUGCGGACACCUUCAGUGCUCCCUGCCCAGUCAGUGCCUACUCAGACAUUGCAGCUCAAGCCUCUGGAGGUGCCAGUGGCUCCACUUCUCCCCCACUCCACAGGCAUUGUGGGCCCUAUCGGCCUGACCUCUGCCCUGCCCACUGACCUGGAUGAGGAUGAGGGACUCAAGCACUUUGAGCAGGAAGCUGAGAAAAUGGUGGCAUACCUACAGGACGGAGGUGUGGACGAUGAGCGUCUGGCUGCCAAGAUCGGCCCCAAACCCACAGCUCUUCCCAUUACCCAUGAGGCUGCAUUUAAAUGGUUUUACAAGGAUCCACAGGGAGAAAUCCAAGGGCCCUUUAGUAACCAGGAGAUGUCUGAGUGGUUUCAGGCAGGUUAUUUCACCAUGACCCUGCAGGUGAAGCGAGGCUGUGACGAAAUGUUCCAGCCCCUGGGAGAGAUUAUGAAGAUCUGGGGAAGAGUGCCCUUCACCCCCGGCCCCACGUUACCUCCCAUGCUGGGAGAUGCUGAACAAGAGCGGCUGAAGAGGCAGCAGGAAAUGAAUGCUCUAAAUAUGUAUCAGCUACAACAGAUGCAAUAUCAGUACUUACUCAGGCAACAGUAUGCUCAGGCUCUGGCACAGCAAAAGGUUUUAAGCUCUGCCCCUCCUCCUCCCCAACAUCAGCAGCUCAAUCUCCUCCUCCAUCAGGCACUCAAGAUCAGAACACCGGAGCCACAACAGAGCCUCUUGCCUCCUGUAACACGUUCCAUGUCAGUUCCAGAUUCGGGUUCCGUUUGGGAAAUGCAGAUCCCGUCCACUCAAGCGUCAUGUUCUCCAAACAUGCAGCCAGCUACUCCCAGCACAUGGGAAGGGAGCAGUGUAUGGGAUUUGCCAAAAGACUCCAUGACUCAAGCGUCUUCCAUUGAACAGAUGCAGCUGGAGAAAGCCAAAGCUCUGAAGCUUGAGAUGGAGAGACGGGAGGUAGAGCUUCGGGCUAAAAUGGAAGAGGAAGAGAGGAAGCGUCUGGAAGAGGCGCUGCGUGCCAGACAGGAAGAGGAGCGGAAACGCUUGGAGGAGGAAGAGCUGGCACGACGCAAACAGGAGGAGGCUCUCCAGAGGCAGCGGGAGCAGGAGGAGGCGCAGCGGCGGCAGAAGGAAGAGACGCAGCGGCGGCAGAAGGAAGAGGCGCAGCGGCGGCAAAAGGAAGAGGAGGAAAGAUUAGCUCAGGAGGCGGUGCUCCGCCGGCUGGAGGAAAGGAAAGAAGAGGAAGAGAGGAGACAAAGGGAAGAAUUCCUUCGCAAACAGCAGGAAGGGGAACGGAGGAAACAGGAAGAACUCGAAGCUCUGAGGCGACGUGAGGAAGAGAAGCGGCAAGAAGAGGAAGCAGCAGCGUUGGCAAAGCAACAGCAGGAGGAGCAGAAAAAGAGAGAGCAGGAGGCGCAGAAGCAGCAGGAGUUACAGAGGCAGCGGCAACAGCAGCAGGAGGCACUCCGCAGAUUGCAGCAGCAGCAGCAACAACAGCAGCUUGCACAGAUGAAGCUCCCCUCAUCCUCUAAGUGGGGUCAUCAGGCAGCCACAGCAAACAGUCUCUCCCAGUCUCAGAAUGCCUUGUCGCUCUCAGAGAUCCAAAAACUGGAGGAGGAGAGAGAACAGCAAGCACGAGAGGAGCAAAGACGACUGCAGCAGGAGCUCCAGAGGGUCCAGCAGCAGCAGCAGCAACCUCAGGCCAAGCUCUCUGGCUGGGGAAAUGUGCCCAAGCAGCCGGCUGCUACUAAAUCCCUGCUGGAGAUCCAGAGGGAGGAGGCACAGCAGAUGAAACAACGGAAAGAACAGCAGACACAGCAACAACAACCGCUGCUGCAGCAGCAGCAGCAACAACAACAACAACACACAACCGUCACCCAACAAAAUCACACACAGAGCCGAACGACCAUCAAUGCAUCAGUGUGGGGGUCUGUCAGUAAUACCGGGUCGCACUGGGUGAUGGACAGCAGUGUGUGGGGUGAUGCUCAGAACUCUAAUAUUGGCUUCUGGGAUGAGGCUGUAGAUGCUGCCCCACCUCCGGCUACACGCAAGAGCCACAAUCUGAAAAACAAGGGUAACGCUAACCUCAGUAAUAGCAGCGGUGGUAAAGCCAAUAAAAAGGUAGAAGAGGAAGAGAAGCUACUGAAACUGUUCCAGGGAGCCAAUAAGAAUCAGGACGGCUUUAUGCAAUGGUGUGAACAGACUCUACACACUCUCAACACGGCUAAUAACCUUGAUGUCCCCACCUUUGCGUUGUUCCUGAAAGAAGUGGACUCACCGUAUGAGGUGCACGACUAUGUGCGAGCCUACCUGGGGGAUACGUCACAGGCAAAAGACUUCGCCAAGCAGUUCCUGGAGCGCCGUGCCAAACAGAAUGCUAACCAGCAAAAACCUCAGCAAGUCCAGCAGCAAAAACAGCAGGACUCUGUGUGGGAAAUAAGCCAAGUGUCACAGUCAAUCAAUCAACACCAACAACAGCAGCAGCAACGGUUUGAAACGGUCACCUCCGGCAAGAAGAAGAAGAAACAGAAGAUGGUACGAGCCGACCCAAGCCUUCUAGGUUUUUCUGUCAACGCCUCAUCUGAGAGACUCAAUAUGGGUGAGAUCGAGACAUUGGAAGAUUGACAAGGCAUUUGGAAAUUGCCUGCUGAUUGACAAGCUCCCCCUACUGACAAUUUACCCUUCUGAACAGCUGCCAUUAUAUCCCACCUCAAACUUUGUUUCUGUCUCUUUUUUUUUUUUUUUGUUCUUUUUUUUUUUUAAACAUUAUCCUCAAAUCUUUGAUUUGGGGCAGCAAAUCUUUGUUCCUCCCUAAUCCAGAGGGAAAAAAAGUUGCAAUAACAAUGCUGCCCUGUUGCCACGAAAAGAACCAAAAUAUCCUGAAUAAAGUAAAAGAGAGCGAGCGAGAGAGGAGUAAACUGACCUUACAGUCUUCAAUGUAACAUCAACUGUGUUCCUCCUCUGAGAUGAAGCGUCUACUCACAUUCAUAAACAUCUCUCUUAAAUUGUUGCUAUAAUUGUGAAUAGAAGGAGUGUAGAGGAAAAAAGAUGAUGUAUUAUCCCCACUACAAUAUCCUUUUUAUUUAUUGGUCAUCCCCCCUCAUUCUUUGAGUGUUUUUCAUUUAUUUUAUUUUCUCUCCUCCCAUUUUCCUGCCCCUAUGUUGGCGGAGGUCGAUAACAGCAUAGGACUCAAGGACAUGUAAUCAACAGUGUCCUGUUUUAAGGACAUGUUUGAAAGUUCCAGAUAGUUAUUCAUUUUCUUGUAAAAUACUAGGCUGUUUAAAGAAUUAACUUUCAAUUCUGCAUCUGUAUUAUAAUAUAUGAAAAUGAUGAACUCGUGGAGUCAAUUUUUUUUUAUUGCAAUACAAGAAAUAAAACAACAGUCUCCUGUGUGGGCUGUUCUACACA